This is a messenger RNA of Cottoperca gobio, 587 nucleotides long. RefSeq names its product LIM domains containing 1b (gene limd1b). The transcript has 6 exons. Gene Ontology annotation, cellular component: nucleus; P-body; transcription regulator complex. The record is from RefSeq and is a predicted model, not a curated record. Gene Ontology annotation, molecular function: transcription corepressor activity. The coding region runs from base 93 to 587 and encodes 164 amino acids. Gene Ontology annotation, biological process: response to hypoxia; cytoskeleton organization; negative regulation of hippo signaling. NCBI's taxonomy places the organism in Eukaryota, Metazoa, Chordata, Actinopteri, Perciformes, Bovichtidae.
CAGCUGUCUGCACCACACAUAAAAUUAGACCCCCAGACAGUCGUAAUGUAGCCUCCAGCAGCCAGAGACAACUGGGGGAAAUACUGUAGAAGAUGGACCCGAGUUAUAGUUCCAGUCUGUACUUUGGAAGCUGUACAAGCUGCAGUAAAGCGGUGUGUGGUGAAGGGAGAGCCUGUCGGGCGAUGGGACACUUAUUCCAUGACACUUGUUUCACCUGCAGCGUUUGCAGUAGAAAGCUCACUGGCAAGCCAUUUUAUAUAGUUUCAGGAAGAAUCUACUGUGAGGAGGAUUUCUUGUGCUCAGGAGCUCAUCCAGCCUCAGAAGUGUGUAACAGCUGUGGGGAUUUAAUCACGGACAUGAUCUUGCAGGCUCGUGGGAAGUCGUACCACCCGUCCUGCUUUCGCUGUGUGGUCUGCAGACAGAGCCUGGAAGAUCGGCCCUUCACUGUCGACGCAGACAGCAGAGUUUACUGUGUCAGCGACUACCACAAGGUCCAGGCUCCUCUGUGUGCUGCGUGCAGAGUGCCGAUACUGCCAACUGAGGUGAGCUGCAUGGAUCGUUUGAAUAAGGGGAGACACUACAGGUGA